This is a messenger RNA of Exophiala dermatitidis NIH/UT8656, 2706 nucleotides long. RefSeq lists its product as uncharacterized. NCBI's taxonomy places the organism in Eukaryota, Fungi, Ascomycota, Eurotiomycetes, Chaetothyriales, Herpotrichiellaceae. The record is from RefSeq and is a predicted model, not a curated record. Bases 1 to 2706 code for a protein of 901 amino acids. The transcript is spliced from 3 exons.
AUGGAUGCGUCUGCCUCGGCGGUGAGCCGAAACGGCAAUGGCAAGCGUAAAUACGAACAUGGGCCCGUCAUGAGAGUGAGCUCACCUUUCAUCAACACCGCCAGUUCGUCAUACCAGCAAGCAUGCUCCAAACCCUUCAAUGGCCGCAAACUCGUCUUUCAGCCAUUAGCAACAUCAAAUCGACUGUCUGGAGAUGACACUUCCCACCGUUGUGAGCCGCCGGCAGUACCACAUGAGACUACAACAGGAGGGCCGGCCUCUGCCGGCCAAUUUACCUUCGUCGUCAGCACGGCCGAUAACUUCCUGCCCGGUCAGCGUUAUCGCACAGCGCGCUAUAGCCGUCAAACAUCCGUUUCACUAGGCGAUGACGGUGAACCAGCACACAAGAGAUUGCGACUGACCUGCGAGACACAGCAAGCGCAGAAGCCCAUCCUGAGGCCGAGUCGCCCAAUUGCGAUAUCAGACCAGGUGAAUAGUGAUAUCUGGCAGGGUAUAUUAAGUUACUGCGACCCCAAGCUUCUACUCAAGCUCAAAACCAUAAAUUCCGCCUUUUACCGCCUGCUAUCUGAUCGUUCCGCAAUAUGGAAACAAAGCAGGCAAAAUUACUUCGGGGCGGACAUGCCAGAUUGCCCUCAGGGUCUAACAGAGCAACAGUACGUUGAUCUUUUGGCGGGCAGGGGGUGCCAAAGCCGCACCUGUCCUAACGAGAAUACUGCGAGGGUCUUCUGGACAUUUCAGACUCGCCUGUGUCCAAAGUGUUUCAAGGAGAGAACAAUACGCGCCGACGAUCUUCCUCUUCAGCGAUGCCACAGCAUAUAUUUAUCUAAUAUCAAAGACUCUGCGGACACUAGAGUGCAGCUUUGGGAACUGCUUCCAAUGGCACGGAGCGAUGGUCGUCGUUAUAUGCAACCUCGCCCUGUCGAUGUCACCACCAACAGCUGGCGAGGUGGCUCCAACUCAUGUCAUUUUGCCUUCCUCAAAUCAUCCUACGCCCAGUUAGAAGAUAUGUAUCUGGACUUCGUGGCUAGUUCGCCUCAAAGCAACGAUGCCCUCAAAGGGUGGGUGGAGGGCGUUCGGAGGCAGACGAUGGCAUUCAUGACCGAGGUACAACAAAUAGAAGCCUGGUAUAAAGUGCGAAACGGGGCGGACAGGGACUUGCAACAGGUGAGAAUUGACUUCUUCGAGACGCGGGCGGCACAACUGUCCCCGCCCCUGCAAAGCCGCAUCCUGUGGAACAUGGCCGCUUUCCGGCGGGUGAUAAGGGUCCCACAGGCACCAUCAGAGAGAUCGUGGAACACGCUCAAAGCGAAGAUCUUGCCCUACCGGGAACAGGCGGAGCAAGUCGAACAGUUCAAGAUUGCCAUGGCUCACCGAGAUCAUUCGCGAUUCUCUCCUAGCAUCAGAUUGUCUGAAAAAUUGCAUGACCAUCGAUCAGGUCGAAGCAAAUGGGUCCGGACAUUGCAACCCGAGCAGACAUUCGUACUUGAGCUCGGCCAAGAAGUGUUUGCCCGUUGCUUGGAUGACAAAGUGGCAGACGAAGACCUCUUAUUGAUGUGCUUGAAUGGUGUCUACCAUGUAUAUGAGCAGUUGAAGAAAACAUCAAAGUGCCCGGUCGGGCUUAAUUUCGAUGGCACUACGGGUCCAUAUAUACUUACUCUGGAUGACGCUCGCAUGAUCGUGGAGGAUGUCUUCAUGAAAGAAAUCUCGCCGCGAUCUCAACGAGGCGAGACAGUCUUUCGGGGCCUGAGAUGCAGAGGCUGCCAUCGCAGUGACUUCAUCAAGACAUGGUCUUUCACGGCGGCUUUUGAACACAUACUGGAAGCACACAGCCAACAGAUUGGCGAAGGCUUGGAGUUCUGGCGGUUUGCAGUUCCGUUUGGGUCGUGUAAACUACGCGACGGGCGCGACGGGCCACUACGCUUCCCAUGGUACAGCGUGCCUUGGCCCAAGUGCCUGCCCCUGGCUCCGAGUCACCAAGAAACUCGGGAAAUGGGUCAUUGGCAUCCGGAUUCCAAUGAAGUUUAUACGCCAUUGAGGGUCCGCAACACAAUCUCUGCAUUUGAAGGAAGGCAACCGCGGCACAAUGGGCUACCAGGCAGUGACUUCGUCGGCAAUAUCGUAUCCGCUGCAACUGCUCUGAAGGGGUUGUGGCUAGACGGUACUUGUCAGAUGAAAAUCGCCCUGAAAUAUGCCGCGGAUCGAUACGUUUCCACAUUAGGGACAGUAGCACCAAUCUCUUUGCUCAAGGAAAGUGUCGAGCGCCUCCGACAUGCCAAUCCGGCCAUUGAAUUGCGUUUCCGCUGUGGUGUAUGCGUCGGCGAUGGAGGCGUUGUCCAAAGUGCGAAGCAUGUGAAAUACAAACUUCCCAUCGAAACACUCCUGAUUCAUUGGGAAGAGAAGCACCACAACAGCGACCGCGUCUGGAGCCAGAACCUCAUGUCCCUGCCAUCGGACAGUGUGCUGAUGGAGCGGAUCGAAGAGGCCGACGGACGUCUGCAACACGAGAAGGAUCGUGCGAAAAACAGAACGGCCGAGCUCCCCUCAAAUCUCAGAAAACGUCCAAGACUGAAAGGCAACGUGGUGAUGCAGACUCGACUGGCCAGCGAAGCAUUGGACGAGCUGUUCGCCCGGCGGCAUCCAAACCCUUCUGAGAGCAACGUAGGAAAGCCAGCAUGCCGAACGACGGUGGCGGCAACGGAGCGGUAA